GUUGGAAGCCUAGAGGAUGAUCAGAGAGCACGCUCGCCAGCGAGACGUCGCGAGCGCGAGUGGUCGCCUUCCAGCCGCCAGUCUCACUUUCAGUCUCAUUCAAAUAAUUUAGGUACAUUCGCAACCGCAAGGCGAAUGAUUGUUCAUCCAAAGUUCACGAAAUCGUACUCUUACAACACGUUUAUAACGCUUAACAACUUUGGAGUAGAAGUCAAAAUUUUUGACGGCACAGCUGAAAUAGUACAGUGGAUACACAAAAGUCUUAGAGUUAUAAGAGAGAGUACAAUUACUAGAGAUCCGACUAUGUCAAAAUCGAACCAAAGGUGCCCUAUUUUUGCUUGGGCCAGCCACUAUCAAGUUAGCUAUUUCGACUGUUUUCUUCUCUGCUUCAUUGAAAACUGCAUGAUUAUCCUUGAUAAAUUCGCUCAGAUUGCUUUCAAAUCGGGAAUGUUCGAGUCCGAAGCAGUCUUUACUAUUUCCGGAUCAGCUGAAGUAAGUCCAGAAUAA
Cylicostephanus goldi is the source of this 507-nucleotide messenger RNA. NCBI's taxonomy places the organism in Eukaryota, Metazoa, Nematoda, Chromadorea, Rhabditida, Strongylidae. The record is from the annotation of a GenBank genome assembly.